Molecule: messenger RNA, 2024 nt
Organism: Umbelopsis ramanniana AG
Lineage: Eukaryota; Fungi; Mucoromycota; Umbelopsidomycetes; Umbelopsidales; Umbelopsidaceae
Exons: 2
Coding region: 307-1977 (556 amino acids)
Molecular function (GO): oxidoreductase activity, acting on paired donors, with incorporation or reduction of molecular oxygen; monooxygenase activity; iron ion binding
Source: RefSeq, a predicted model, not a curated record
GGGGCAAGUAUGAAAUUCCGCAUGACGACAAUGACACCCCUUGAAAAUGGACAAUUUAUCCCACAGGAUCCAUGACAAUGAGAAUGAGCAGCGUUUCUACUGCCGACGGACAGUAUGACUGAAGGCGAGUUCGAAGAAGUAUGUGGGUAUUCUCUCACUCAAAGUCAGAGCUUCACCAAAAAGGUAAUUUUUGGCCCAAACAGGUAUAUUCGUUCAAAAGCGGAGGGAAAGGCUCGGAUCCCAAAAAAUUUGGCUGGCUGAUAAAGGACACGAUUCGUACUCUAUCUCUCUCACAUUCUCUUAUCCAUGGCUAUCCUAGGUUUCUCGAUUUUGGGCAUUAUUGGCUCGGCUUUUGCCUACUUCAUUGCUACUGCUCUCUCCGGUAUCAUAUGGAAAGACUCCAAAGCAGACGGAACGCCUAAAGACGCAUGGCCACCCAGUCCAAAUGGUCUCCCUUACAUAUGGAACGGUCUUAAAUUUCUUGGAGGAUCUCCAUACGAGAAGUUCACUGAGUGGAGUACGGAGCUUGGCGUCUUAUUCUCGGUCCAGCUCGGGUUCAAGCAGAUCAUCGUGGCCAACGAUGCCGAUCUGGUGAAGGAAUUGUUUGUAGAUCAGCAACAAUAUAAUUCUGGCAAGAUUACCGGCGAUCUCGUAGAAGGCGCUAUGACGGAUUCAGGGCACACUGUUUUCACGGCUCCAUUCGCGGAAUAUUGGCGAUCUAUCCGAAAGGCAAUCCAUGGAACUGUAGGCAAGGCUCACGUUGGGCAAUUCAAUGAACUUUUUGAUAGUCAAAGCCGCAAGCUGGUCUCCUUACUGGCGGCCAAAGUGGAUGAGAGCUCCGCAAACCAAAUCAACCCCCGCAGUGUGGUGGAGUACAUUGCAUUGACAACAGCGUUGUCUAUCACUGCCGGUAAAACGUAUAACGCCGAAGAUUUGGACUUGGUGAGAAUCGUUGAAGACUUGGAAGAAAUGGAGAGACUCCAAUCCGCCAAAUAUACCCGGCUCGCUGCCUUCUUUCCCUGGCUCAAGGCUGCUCUCGGCUUCAAAAAUCUCAUCCUUGGGGAUAAGGAUCUUAACAAUCUCCGUAGCAAGAUGCUCAACCCUUUUUAUGAUAUGAUGGUGGAAACAGAAGAAAAAAUCCAGGAAAAGCAGCCUCAGGUGUCCAGUAUCUGUGCUAAACUUUUGGCCAUCGAGUCUGUCCCUGGUGCAGUUGUGGAUGGCAAAAUGUCAGGCCCAGUCCCAUUCAAGAAGGAACAAGCCUUGGUCAAUAUUACACACAUCACGCACCAUGCUUACACCUAUAUUAGCUCUGCCUUGAACACACUCAUCCAGCGUCUAGCUACCGAGGAACAGGUUCAAGAACAAGCAUACAAUGAAAUUGUGGACAUGCUUGCCGGCAAGCCUGUACUUGACUUCAAGACCAAGGAUUUGGUGGGCAAGAUGCCCUAUCUCGGUGCUGUUAUCAAAGAGUCUUUGCGAAUGAACCCUCCACAGACAUUAUUUGCUCAUGCCGCUCGUGCUGAUGAAUCGUUUGCCUAUAAGGACCAAGUCUAUCGUAUUGACAAUCGAAAUGAAAUAGUGGCCAACUUGGAUGCUAUCCACUUCGAUAGCAAGCGCUAUACCACCAAGGAUGGGCAUGGUCCAAAGGAGUUUUACCCAGCACGAUUUUUGCCUCCUCAUGCACCUAAAGGUUUCUCCACGCUCUCAUCCUAUGACCUCUACACUCUGAACUCUGGCGAGGAUAAGGCACGUGACUUGUCCCGAGACCAUUUGGCCUUUGGAGCCGGUCGUCGUAUAUGCUUAGGGGCAGAGGUCACGGAACGCACCUUGUUAUCUACCAUGGUUCAAUUAUUACACCACUACAAGCUUUCUGGAGGAGAUGUUCAUAGUAAGAAGCAUCACUUAACCAGCGUUUAUGGCUGGACUGGCCGCACUGAGUUGAUUGGCGGUGACAUAAAAUUCACACCAAGACAGUGAAACCCCAAAUUGACAGAUAAGAAAAGAGAUCGCUGAGGUAAUAAUAC